AGUUUAGGUCGGAAAUGAUAAUUUAGUGGUCCAACAGCACAUAGGAAAGAAAAGGUGGCCUUUCACACCUUCAGAACUCUUAUAAAACCAUCCUGCAGAUGAAGAAGCCAGAAUGAGAUAAGGAAGAGGAAGAGGAAGUUCAAAUCUGGCCAGAACUUCCCGCUUACUCUUCGCUUUCCUUGUCUUCAUUAAAGUAGUGACUUGCAUAAUCAUGAGCGUUACUGGGGAGAAAGAAACGAGGAUAGGAAUUGUGGAAAAGAAUGAGAAGCAAAAAGUGGAAAGCAAUGAGAAAACUUUGACAGAUGAUAUUCCCAAGUUCAACCACAGAGGAUGGAGAGCCAUGCCCUACAUCAUAGGGAAUGAAACUUUUGAGAAGCUUGGAGCUAUUGGAACCUUAGCCAACCUUUUGGUUUACCUCACGACUGUGUUUAACCUGAAAAGCAUUGCAGCUACAAAUAUGAUCAACAUCUUCAAUGGCUGCACCAAUUUCGCUACCUUGCUUGGAGCUUUUCUCUCUGAUACUUACUUUGGUCGCUACAAGACUUUGGGAUUCUGUACCAUUGCUUCCUUUUUGGGAUUGCUAAUGAUACAGCUAACAGCAGCCAUUAAGAAUCUGCAUCCACCUCACUGUAUAAAGGAGAGCAGCACAUGUGAAGGGCCAACGACAGGGCAAAUGGCAUUUCUGUUGGCUGGAUUUGGAUCACUACUGGUAGGAGCCGCAGGAAUCCGACCAUGCAACUUGGCAUUUGGAGCAGAUCAGUUCAAUCCCAACACAGAGUCUGGAAAGAAAGGGAUCAACAGUUUCUUCAAUUGGUACUUUGUCACAAUUUAUUUUGCCGUCUUUGUGUCCUUGACACUAAUAGUCUACAUACAAUCAAACUUGAGUUGGGCAGUGGGUUUAGCAAUUCCUGCAGCUUUGAUGCUCCUAUCUUGUGUAGUCUUCUACAUGGGGUCCAAAGUUUAUGUCAAAGUGGAACCAACAGGAAGUCCAGCAACAAGCAUAGUGCAAGUGAUUGUGGUAGCUAUUAAGAAGAGGCAUCUGAAGCUUCCAGAAAAUCCAUCGGUUUCCCUCUUUUCCUAUAUGCCUCCAGAGUCCAUGAACUCCGAGCUUGCUUACACAUACCAGUUCAGGUUGCUUGACAAAGCAGCGAUUAUGACCCCAAAGGAUCAGAUAAACCAUGACGGUUCUCCAACUGAUCCAUGGAAUCUCUGCAGUGUGCAGCAAGUGGAAGAGGUGAAAUGCUUGUUAAGAGUGAUUCCCAUAUGGUUCUCAGCCCUUAUAUUCUUCGUGGCGGGUGUGCAACAGAACACUUUGCUGGUGUUCCAAGCAGUCCAAUCUGACAGAAGGUUUGGACAUAGCACGUUCAAGAUCCCAGCAGCAACCUACAGUAUCUUCUCCAUGCUGACAAUGUCCAUAUGGUUGCCUUUAUAUGACAGAAAAAUAGUCCCUCGACUCAGAAGGCUGACCAAGAAAGAUACUGGCAUCACACUCCUUCAGAGAAUGGGAAUUGGGAUGUUUCUGGCUAUAAUUUGCAUGCUGGUAUCUGCUAUAGUGGAAGAACAUAGAAGGACUCUCGCUCUGACAAAGCCUAUAGGAGUAGAACCUAGAAAAGGUGCUAUUUCAUCAAUGUCAGGUCUAUGGUUUAUUCCACAGUUGGUAUUAUCUGGACUUGCUGAAGCAUUUACAUCAGUAGGACAGGUUGAGUUUUACUACAAGCAAUUCCCUGAGAACAUGAGAAGCAUUGCAGGGUCUCUUUUCUUCUGUGGAAUGGCAGGAUCAAGCUAUUUGAGCACUCUUCUGAUUUCAAUCGUUCACCAGAUCACAUCCAAAUCUUCAACUGGGAAUUGGAUACCAGAAGAUCUUAACAAAGGCAGACUAGAUUACUUUUACUACGUUGUUGCUGCUAUAGAAGUUUUAAACUUCGGCUACUUUUUACUAUGUGCAACGUGGUACAAGUAUAAAGAAACUGGCAGAAGUAGCCUUGAAUCCAAAAAAACAGAAACAUCUGCUAAUGGCGUUUGAAGGUAAAGGACAGAUUUCUGCGGAAAUAUGGAUUUUGGUCCCUGUAAAGACACCGAUUUCUACAACGUCAUCUCAGCAUCUUGCCCGUGCAAGGCAAAUUUGCCAAUCAUGAUAGUGUGUAAGUAAACAUUAAGGAACAAUCUAGUUGAAACAAAUAUCGAUCAAAAAGUAUCGUUUUUUUGGGGGGGGGGGGGGGAAUUCAUCACUUUCACAUGGCUACCUACAGGGCUUGUAGUAGGUUAGAAAUAAUGCGUAGUGGUUAGGGGUCAGCAAAAGCAAUAAGUGCAUUGUGAUGAUUAUAUUAUAUGCAGAAGAGAGAGAGAAGCAUAGUCUUCAAAUACUUGUUAGAACAAGCCGCGACGCCUUCAAAUGAAACACAAUAAGGAAAUAUGACUUUUGAUCCCUAAAA
Molecule: messenger RNA, 2432 nt
Organism: Neltuma alba
Lineage: Eukaryota; Viridiplantae; Streptophyta; Magnoliopsida; Fabales; Fabaceae
Product: protein NRT1/ PTR FAMILY 2.9
Exons: 4
Coding region: 212-2023 (603 amino acids)
Biological process (GO): transmembrane transport
Cellular component (GO): membrane
Molecular function (GO): transmembrane transporter activity
Source: RefSeq, a predicted model, not a curated record